Molecule: messenger RNA, 2153 nt
Organism: Fomitiporia mediterranea MF3/22
Lineage: Eukaryota; Fungi; Basidiomycota; Agaricomycetes; Hymenochaetales; Hymenochaetaceae
Exons: 3
Coding region: 1-1956 (651 amino acids)
Source: RefSeq, a predicted model, not a curated record
AUGCCAGCAGCUGCAAGUAUAUCGCCAUUUGCACCCAACCCUGUCAAAAGUAGAGAUGACCUUCAGGCCUUGCUAGUCGGACUCUUAGAUGCCCUUGCUCCUCAUACCUCUGCAGGCGGCGCGCUUAUUUGUCUUGGACAUACUGCAACCCACUAUGACGAAACCGCUGCACAGCUUGAAGGAUUUUCGCGUCCGAUAUGGGGACUAGCGUCUCAACUUGCUGGGGGUGGUAGAUACGUUGGCGCGAAGCGGUGGGUAAAUGGCUUCUCAAGUGGUUCAGAUCCAAAUCAUGGAGAAUUCUGGGGAGACAUGCGUGACAAGGACCAGCGCAUGGUAGAAUGCUCUGCCAUAGGAUUUUCGCUUGCAGUAGCAAAAGAGACACUGUGGGACCCUCUUUCUCAGGAAGCCAAGACUAAUCUGGAGAAUUGGCUCGGUGGGAUGAACAAUAAGCGAAUGCCCGACACAAAUUGGCUUUGGUUCAGAGUCUUUGCGAACCUUGGGCUUUCAAAGGUUGGCUCACGGCGUUUCGAUGCAGAGCGGAUGAAAGCAGACCUGGACCAUCUCGACACAUUCUAUGUUGGUGAUGGUUGGUCGCGCGAUGGGCCGGAGACUGUCUGCCAAUUCGACUAUUACUCGUCCUCUUUUGCCAUUCAAUAUGCUCAGUUAGUAUACUCGAAAUUAAUGCAGGAAGAAGAUCCAAAACGCUGCAAAGAAUACAAGCGACGUGCAAAGGAGUUCGCAAUCGACUUCAUUCGCUACUUUGAUUAUGAAGGUCGCGCCAUUCCUUUUGGGCGCAGUAUGACCUAUCGCUUUGCACAAUCCUCGUUUUGGGGUGCCCUUGCAUUCGCAGGUGUGGAACUACCAAGUCCUCUUACUUGGGGAGUCGUCAAGGGUCUUCAGCUCCGUAACAUUCGCUAUUGGGCGAAGCAACCUGGGGCUUUCAAUCCCGACGGGACUUUAACCAUCGGAUUUAAUUACCCGAAUCACAACAUAACCGAGAAUUACAACUCUCCAGGGUCUCCAUAUUGGUGCUGCAAAUCAUUCAUCACCUUGAGCCUUCCACCGUCACACCCUUUCUGGACUGCAGAAGAAGAACCGUACCCCGAAAGUCUGCGUGAGUCAGUGAAGCCGCUGCUUCGCCCGUUGCACAUCGCGACGAACCGUGGCGGACACACGUACAUACUCUCAUCUGGUCAACAAUGCAGCUAUUCCCUUAAGCAAAGCGCCGCAAAAUAUGGCAAGUUUGCAUAUUCGAGUGUUUUUGGGUAUAGUGUACCUGUAGGCAUUGGCACGCUUGCGGAAGCCGCACCAGAUUCUGCACUCGCUCUUUGCGAUGUUGAAACAGAUUCAGCAUUAGAGUUCUGGCGUCAACGUCGUGUCACACUUGAUGCACGGUUUGAGACGGGAAAAGACGGUUCGACAUGGCUACAUUCGGGCUGGCGACCAUGGCCUGAUGUUGACGUUGAAACGUGGCUUAUGCCUCCUAGCGAGGCAGCACCCUUGUGGCAUCUUCGCGUCCAUCGCGUACGUGCAGGUCGAAGACUACGCGCAGCAGAGGGUGCAUUUGCGAUAUACGGUCAAAGAUGUGAUGGACGAGCACUUGAUCCAGUGAGUGACGGUUCAGAAGAGUUUGGCGUUCAUCAAGCUGGUACUUCGGCGCGCGCUGCCUCCCGUGCUGGUGUUUCUGGGAUCCUUGCUCUUGAAAAUAGUGAACAGGUUCCUCGGAAAGGCGAAGUUCUGCGCCUUGAUGCAAACACCAACCUAAUCGAGGCGCGUACAGUGCUGCCAAUACUUAUUGCCGAUAUUCCUGGUGACGGAAGAGAUUUAUGGCUUAUUACUUCUGUGUUCGCUCUGCCAGCUGAAGAGGGACGGGAGGGCGCACGAGCUGGAUGGCUGGCAAAAUGGGAGAGUACCAAGCCGCAUAUCCCUGAAGAAAUUGCGGUUCUCAUUGGGUGAUUGAAUGAAAAACCACACACGCUUAAUGCAGAUUUAGCAUGCAGGAACUACAUCACAACGGUAUUGCAUGACAGAAAUGCGUCUAUGUGAAUCAACGAUAGUUCGAAUAUGUAUUGUGUAAGAAGCGACAUGUCAGAGCACACCAUGUCUUAGUGUUAGCCAUGAAAUACGGAAUAAAGAGGAAUGGCUUUUAUAAC